This is a messenger RNA of Xyrichtys novacula (pearly razorfish), 3540 nucleotides long. NCBI's taxonomy places the organism in Eukaryota, Metazoa, Chordata, Actinopteri, Labriformes, Labridae. The record is from the annotation of a GenBank genome assembly.
AUGCGGGGUAAGAUAAUAAUCCACUCAGAAUUGCAAAUUACACAUGUAUCACCCCCCCCCCCCACACCAGUGGCGGCUGCUGGUCUUUCAAGGAGGGGAAGCUCAUUUUUCUGGCCUACAUCAUAAUUGUAUUUGUUUAUUAGUAUGUAACAGAACAGAGUCGCCAAACACAAUGGCAGUCGUUUUUAACAAAGACAAAAGUCGCUGAGGAUCGUUAAAGUCUCCGGAGCGGUUAAGAACAACGGAAUGAAUGACUUGGAAAGUGCUCUGGUAGAUGUUUUAUUCUUCAAGAUCGCUGAUUCGCUUGUUUAGCUGUCAAUCAAAAAAGGAUUUCGCCUCAGACAGCUCAUCCAAUCAUGAAUGCAGAAGCUUGGAGUCCGGGAGAAAGUCGGGACCGCCCUCUCGCCAUAGAACUCCAGUGAAGCUUAGCUUCCAUUGGGCGGGACAAAGCCCAGCAUUUAUCCAAUGAGCGUCUAGUUUCGCUGCUGGAACAACCCACUUUAAGCUUCCACAUUGAAGUCAGCAGAAGCCCAGCGUCCGGCUGUUUGAAGCGCUGAGGCGCUGCGAGGAUGAAUGAGAACGAAGGUAUGCCGGUUACCUGUGAUUAUCAGCUUCUUAUCACAGUGUCUGAACAAAAGAUGAAGGCUUUCUAGUGCGUAUUUAGUUAAUGAAAUGUACACACAGCCGUACGUAUUUCACCACUUUUUCUUUUUUUGGGGGGGUGACAUUUUAAGGGAAGCCGAGCUCCCCUUGCAGUCUUAGAGCAAUCGCCACUGCCCCACACAUACACACACCCCGUCAAAAAUAACAGAUACUCGCUCUCUCACCAGUCCAGGCUGGCACCAUCCAACUGCUGCCACCACCAAGUCACAGGCUGACUUCUUCAGAGGUACCUGCUAAAAAAAGAAUACACAUCAUGGUUGCAGGAACAAUGACAGAUUAACAGAGACGGUCUCCGUUUGCUCCACAAGGCCACAAAUGGUACACUGCAGUGAAUAAUAAGACCCAAUGUAUAUUCCCACACGCAUGACAUUGAAGUAAAAUAUCGAAGUGACCUAUGGUUAAUGCAGAUACAAAAUAAAACAGAGGUGAAACUUAAACUAUUUUUAUUAUUUAACCUUAAUACACUUCGGGUGUAACCACACUGAAGACGGUGCUUCAUCCUGAAAAAACCACAAGUGUCAUUCUGUACUCAGGACCAUGUGUUGCUUCAGGUUGUCUCAUUUUUUUCUCAUGCUAUGAUGUGCAGGAUGAGGAGAUCCCCCUGUCCCCCCCGGAGCGUGUGACCCUCCCCCCCAGCCCCAGCCCAAGGCCAAGGAGAGCACAGGAGGUAUUGACGUAACCUGGAUUUUGAGUUUUGAUCACUGACAAUGUGUGAAUGUAAAAGGUUCUCAGCAGCAUUAUUUGUCCCCAGCCUGCAAGAGACAAUGUAAAGGCACUUUAUAAAAGACACCUCGAGCUGGAAAUCGAGUUGAAGGAGCUGCUAGUUAAGAAGGCCAAACUCGAGGUGGAGAACCUGCUCAAAGAAAAGAAGGUAAUGUUUGGAGAGCUGCCACAUCACAACUUCAAAUGUAGUCCAACUAAAAGUUUCCUCUCCAUUCCAGGAACGAGACAGAAGGGGCCUGAAUGAUUAAGAAUGUCAACAAAUGUCAUCAAUAAAAAGAAAAAAAAGGAAGUCAAAGGUCUCUGUCUCCUCUCUUUGUAAACAAAAAGUGCCAAAUCAUGUAAAAAAUUGUUCCGUUAAAGCCCGCCGCACAGCCCUGCCAGUGGGAUGGUCUAAUGUCAUUGGAUCCACCACAUCGGGGGGAGUGGGUCAGUGGGUGGGACCCUCUCUCUCCGAAUGGUGGCUACGUUGUGCAGCACAGCACACGAUGUAAUAAUGCGGCAGGCCCGCUGUGGGGUCACCCUCAGGUCACGCAGGCAGCUGAAGCGAGCCUUCAGGAUGCCAAAGGUCAACUCUAUCCUGACCCUGGUGCGGGAGAGAGCCACAUUGAAUUGUGUUUGUGGCCCUGCACCAAACUCCCAAAACUUUCGCCAUGGAAAAUGUAAGAUUUUAACUCUCUAAUGAUGUUCGGUAUGUGCUGACGUGGGCCUGAUACUGUCCAGGGUCGCAUUUACCGGAUUAAUUAUGUUUUGGGUACUUUAAAAAAAAAAACAACAUCCUUAAUAAACGAAAUACGAAUAGCGCUUUCUUUUUUUUACCACAAUAUAAUUGUUAAACUAUUUCCAGUUGUGAGCUGGAGUGUAGCCGUGAAAUAGCCUAGCUAGCUACUGUAUAUAGUGUCAAACGACCUGCUGCAUGACCUGACCUGAAGGGUCUGACCUGUGGAGGACCUCUGCAACAAAAACUAGAUUUAAACUCUUUCAAAACGGUUUUGAUCAUAUGCAACAUACUAUUAUGGUCUAUGCACUCAUUAAUCACUAGCUAAUUAGUAAAGGUCAAGGUAGCUUGGGCCCUGUUUAGUUGUUCCAAUAAAUCUAAGUGCCUUUUUGUCAACUUUUUAUCAAGAAAACCUAGACUUUAACUUUCUAUCCUGAUUCUUCUAUCUAAAUAAACAGCAAAGAAACAAAACUAUGUUUGGUGUUGUAUCUUAUUGUGUAUUAUCUUGUGCAUUGUAUCGCUCUGUAUCUUUUUGUAUUGUAUCUUAUUCUAUGACUUUGUAUCCCAUCAAACUGCCUGAUUCUGCCUUGAUUACAAACCUUUGAAACUCUUUAAAACAUAUAGACUUAAAACGGUUUGGAUUUCACAAUCAUACCAGUGGUUGUUCUUCCUUUCAAACAGGCACACUGACAUUUUCCUGACAGUUUUCUUGUCAGAGUGUUUAAACUUGUUUCUUGUUUCUGAACUCGAGCAUCAAGUCUUGUUUGUUGGAUUUCUUUUCCAGGAUUCCCCGCACCACUAUUCAGCUCCUGCUGAGAAGCAGUCUAAGAAGAAGAAGAGGACCUCUGAAGUCCACACUUCUAAUUCUUCAACAGAGCUGACCUGUUAUCCUGCUCCUCAGCACUCCAACCCUCAAGAUGCUGAUCCUCCUGUGGUCCAGGGGCCUCAGCUCAGUAUUCCACCUUCUGAGCUGCCUCAAGUCUCCACUGUGGUCCCCAGGUUUCAGCCCUCCACAGCUCCUCUGCUGGAUGAUGGCCCACUAAUAAUCCACCAUCUGUCAGUGGAAGAGUUCCAGCAGCUCUACCACGUGGUAGAUGACAUGCUCUGGUAUGUAUAAGACAAAAACCAAGUCCCACUACUAUCACAGACCCUGAUGAGAAACAUUUGGUCCGACAUCAUGAUUUCAACCAUCUUCCUCUCUCAUCCACAGGUACAUCAACCGCCGUCAGCGUCCCUACAGCCUUGCUCUGGGACGACAUGUGAAGCACAAGCGGUGGGAAAGAUCUGAUCGUCCACAGUUCACCGAAACUGUGGAUGAGAACGGACGUGUUCAUGUGGACAUUAGUAACAGGGUUGGAGUUUCUCCACCCCUCUACAAUGUGGACACAUCCUUGGAACCACAGUCGGAGACCACACCCAGAAAGAGAGCAAGGAAAUGA